ACUGUUUUCCUUUUAUUUAUGUUUCUGAUCUUCUGAGUUUGACAAGUCUGAAAUUUUGGAACAAAAUUUUAUAUAUUACAGUGAAAAGUAAAGUAGUAAUAAUGUCGAUAACUGGAUCUUGAAUUGCAGAAGAAAAAUUACAGGGUGUUUGGGAACAUGGUGGUGGUUGUUCCGAAGGAGCUUGACGAACUCGAAAAGCCUAUUUCUUUGCAUUCUUCCAAGCCUUUUGAGAUACGAUUUCAAAUUCCCGAUUUGAGAGCUACAAUUAGAGAUUUCUUGAGGAGUAGGGAAGUUGGUGAGUUUCUUAGUGGAGCUUUAGCAGGGGCUAUGACUAAAGCUGUUCUUGCUCCUUUAGAAACUAUCAGGACCAGAAUGGUGGUUGGGGUUGGAUCCAAAAACAUAAUUGGUAGUUUUGUUGAGAUCACUGAUCAGCAAGGUUGGCAAGGACUGUGGGCUGGAAAUGGAAUCAACAUGAUUAGAAUAAUUCCCACCCAAGCCAUUGAGCUUGCAACAUUUGAGUGUGUCAAGCGUGCAAUGACAUCAGCACAGGAAAAAUGGAGUGAGAUUGAAAGCCCACAAUUGCAAAUUGGCUCUUUGAACGUUAACUUUUCUCUUUCCUGGAUUUCUCCAACUGCUGUGGCCGGUGCAGCUGCUGGAAUUGCUAGCACACUUGCAUGUCAUCCUCUUGAAGUUCUCAAGGAUAGGCUGACUGUCAGUCCUGACACAUACCCUAGCUUAAGCAUUGCAAUCAGCAAGAUUUACAAGGAUGGUGGUGUCGGUGCCCUUUAUGCUGGUCUUUCUCCAACUCUAAUGGGCAUGCUUCCAUAUAGUACUUGUUACUAUUUCAUGUAUGACAAAUUAAAGACAUCCUACUGCCAAUCAAAGAAUAAAAAAUCUCUAAAUCGUCCAGAGAUGCUUGUACUUGGAGCUCUUGCAGGUUUUACUGCUAGCACCAUAAGCUUUCCAUUGGAAGUAGCCAGAAAACGGCUAAUGGUGGGAGCUUUACAGGGCAAGUGUCCACCAAACAUGGUAGCAGCACUUGCUGAAGUAAUCCGGGAUGAGGGCUUAACGGGUCUUUACAGAGGGUGGGGUGCUAGCUGUUUAAAAGUAAUGCCCUCCUCUGGUAUCACCUGGAUGUUUUAUGAAGCUUGGAAAGAUGUAUUGCUUGUUGAGAGACGCAUAUUAUGAUGGCUCUAGAAAAGAAAAACUCUUCCGGUAGCUGUUACUAGUUGAAGUUCCUCUCUUUAAAGUGCAAAAGAAUGCUGUGCUAGCAUGGUAGUAGUUUCAGGGUUGUUUAUGGGAGCUCCACAUGAUGGUAUUUAAUAGUAUCAGGAUCCAUAUACAGGUAUGACUAAACCUAUCAAUGUCUAUAUUUAAAAAAAAUUGUUCUUCCCAAUUAUCAAGUGAGCUUCAAUUUUGUUCGGCUUGACAUGUACCAACAGAUUUCUUAUACAUCACAUGAGAUUUUGACCAA
Molecule: messenger RNA, 1474 nt
Organism: Hibiscus syriacus
Lineage: Eukaryota; Viridiplantae; Streptophyta; Magnoliopsida; Malvales; Malvaceae
Product: probable mitochondrial adenine nucleotide transporter BTL1
Exons: 5
Coding region: 157-1188 (343 amino acids)
Biological process (GO): transmembrane transport
Source: RefSeq, a predicted model, not a curated record